Molecule: messenger RNA, 638 nt
Organism: Leptopilina boulardi
Lineage: Eukaryota; Metazoa; Arthropoda; Insecta; Hymenoptera; Figitidae
Exons: 5
Coding region: 89-595 (168 amino acids)
Source: RefSeq, a predicted model, not a curated record
UUUUAUCAUUGUCGAAAAGUUUGUCGCGUUGAGUAGACAGUGUUUUAAAAAUUAUUUGAAGAGAAAGUGACCGACCGAGAGAUAAAUAAUGUCUCAUGAACACCGUUCAAGAAAAGGAGAUCGCAGAUCACAUGAUUCUCAUGUUUCCGAAACAUAUAGAAGAAGCAAUGCGGAAUCGAAUCGUGUUUGGGUAAAUCCAAAAUAUCAAAAUAAUAGUUAUAAAGGCAACAAAGAUCUUCGAUCUAAACUUUAUGACAAAAAUUACGGUGCAACAAUGAAACAAAAACAGCGUUGGAUGGGCACGAGAUAUUUUUAUAAUAAUAAUUCAGGAGAUAAGAAAGACGUUCGAAAUCAAAGUGAUGCAUUGAAUAAUGCGAAUUUUGAUCGAAAUCGACGUCGAAAUUAUCAAAAUAUAAAUACUUCAAAAAAUCACCCGAUUAACCAGCGAAAAAAAAACAAUUACAGAGGAACCAAGGGAGGAAGGCGGCACAUUCCUGAAUGGAAGCGCCAACAACAAUUUCAAAAUAAUUUGGACACUUUAUUUACAUCAAUGAUUAAAGCCUGUAAGAAAGUGUACAAAUAUAAUGUAAAAUAAUAUAAAAAUUAAAAAUAAAGUUUGUGGCCAAAAGAAAUAAUUU